AUGGAUUGGCAACCCCAAGAUGAGCCAUUGAGGCAGCUAGCCUGCUGCCUCAGGGACUCGCUGAACAGUGGUGAUUCGCAGUUGCGGAAGCAGGCCGAAAACGUACUGAACCCCCUCCAAUUGAAUUCCCCUGGUGAAGUCGCUCUUCGCCGGUUUACUGUUCUGCGCCCCGCGACGUCGAUGACUACCAGACCCAUGACCUUGAUGACGAUGACUUUGAAGAAUAUGCUCGCCCAAGCGACUUCUUCGCCUGAUUAUGUCAAUUACAUCACGUAUCUGUUCUCCACGCCCGAGGUUCCUCCAGCAGUGGCCGCGGCCGGUGUUGACCCUACCACCUAUGGAGUUGUGCGAUUCGCUGCCACUAUGAACAUGAAAACCAAACUCGCGGUGGCCUAUAAGACGAUUCCUACCCAGAGUCUUACCUACAUCCGAUCCGCCGCCUUGGUCACUCUUCGUGACAAUGAUCGCCAGGUGCAACGGGGUGUCGGCAGUAUCAUCACGGAGUUGGUGCAAAAAGGCGGAUUACUUGCCUGGCCAGAAGCUUUGCAGGAGCUGUUGGCCCUUGUCGGUAACGAUGCGGGCGACGUGACCGUCGCAACCCAGGAGGCUGCGAUGGCGGCCCUGUUCAAAGUCUGCGAAGACAACCGUAAGAUUCUCGACCGCGAUUACUCUGGCCAACGUCCGCUCGACAUCAUCAUCCCCAAGUUGCUUGAAUUCACCGCACGCGACAGCCCUCGCAUUCGAUCACUCGCCCUGAACAGCAUACACGUCUUCCUGCCUCAUCAGCCGCCUGCCUUGCUUGCCUCUUUGGACGUUUUCCUGUCGCAACUUUUCAGCCUUUCCGGCGAUCAAGAUACGGAGGUGCGCAAGAUGGUCUGCCAAUCGUUCUCGCAAUUGGUUGAGUUUGCACCCGAAAAGCUUGUCCCGCAUUUGGAAGGUCUGGUCAGCUACAUUCUCAUGCAGCAGCAGAAUCAGGAGGAUCCGGAACUUGCGCUCGAUGCUGCCGAGUUCUGGAUUGUCGCCGGUGAACAACAGAGCCUUCGUCAACCCCUGGCUCCGUACAUGCACAAGGUCAUUCCAGUGCUCCUUCAAAGCAUGGUGUAUGAAGAGGAUGAUGUCAUCCGUCUGAUGCGUGAUGAAGACGAUGCUGAUCAAGAAGACCGUGCCGAGGAUCUCAAGCCACAGUUCGCCAAGUCAAAGGGCGCUCGUUUGGACACCUCCAAGGCCGGGGAGCAGGGUGCCAAUGGACAACAGCAGCAACAAGCCGAGGAAGAUGAUGAUGAAUUGAGUGAGGGUGAGAUUGAGGAUUCUGAGUUUGGCGACGACCCCGAAGGUGACUGGACCUUGCGCAAGUGCUCAGCUGCAGCUCUUGACAUCUUUUCGAACGUAUAUCACGACCAAAUCUUUACCAUCAUCCUGCCAUAUCUGAAGGACACUCUCCGACACGAGGAAUGGCCCAACCGAGAGGCGGCUGUUCUCACCCUGGGUGCCGUUGCGGACGGCUGUAUGGACGCCGUGACUCCUCAUCUUCCCGAGCUGGUCCCCUACCUGAUCUCUCUGCUCAAUGAUGCCCAACCUGUUGUGCGACAAAUUACAUGUUGGUGCCUGGGUCGCUACUCAGAAUGGGCCUCACACCUGCAAGACCCGGCGCAGAAGCAGCAAUACUUUGAGCCCAUGAUGGAAGGCAUCUUGACCCGGAUGCUUGAUAACAACAAAAAGGUGCAAGAAGCCGCUGCCUCAGCCUUUGCUAGCCUAGAGGAGAAGUCGGACGAUAACCUGGUUCCCUAUUGCGAGCCUAUUCUUCGGCAAUUUGUUCAGUGCUUUGCCAAGUAUAAGGACCGCAACAUGUUCAUUCUUUACGAUUGUAUCCAGACCUUGGCUGAAUGCGUUAUGACGGAAAUGGCGAAACCCCAUCUCAUUGACAUCUUGAUGCCCGCGAUGAUCCAGCGAUACAAUCAUGUCACUGAUCAGUCACAGGAGCUGUUCCCGCUGCUAGAGUGUCUUGGGUAUAUCGCAGCCGCUUACGGUGAUGCGUUUGCACCCUUCGCCCCCCACCUUUUCCAACGAUGCAUCAAGAUCAUUUACCAAAAUCUCGAGGAAUUUGUUGCCUCGCAAAAUAACCAGGGUAUCGAUGAGCCUGAUAAGGAUUUCCUCGUCACAAGUCUUGAUCUGCUGAGUGCGAUCAUCCAAGCAAUUGAUCCUCAGAAGAGCGGCGAGCUUGUUUUAAACUCGCAGCCUUCCUUCUUUGACCUGCUCGUCUUCUGCAUGCAAGAUCCCAACUACGAAGUGCGCCAGUCCACUUAUGCUCUGCUUGGCGACUGCGCCAUUAGCAUCUUCCCCCACUUGGAGCCUUUCAUCCCCACGAUCAUGCCAGUUCUCAUCAAGCAGCUUGAUAUCGACCAGAUGCGGGACGAUGACCGAACAACAGGCUUCAGCGUCUUGAACAAUGCCUGCUGGUCUUGCGGUGAGAUUGCGGUCAACGAGAAGGCUGCUCUUGCUCCGUAUGCGAACAAGCUGUAUCACGGAUUCUUGACCAUCAUGACCAAUGAAGAGAUCAGUGACGGGGUCAACGAGAAUGCUGCCAUGGCUUUGGGUCGCCUGGGUUUCUGCUGUUCCGACUCUCUUGCACCGCAGCUUCACGAGUUUGCCGGUCCGUUCUUAAAGUCCAUGAGCAAGAUCGAUUUCACGCGAGAGAAGGCCUCUGCUUUCCUUGGCUUCAAUAACAUGGUCAUGAAGAACCCACAAGCCAUGGAGGCCUGCCUGGGAGACUACUUCCAGGCGAUUGCGUCAUUCCCAUCCAAGUCACUUUCACAAGAAGAGUACAAGGACAUCCAAAGUUCUUUCCAGCAGGUUCGUGCCACCCUCUUCUUGAGUUCACGGAGAGGCCGUUUGAGUCAAGGGUUCGUUCAAUAUCUAACAAGUCCGCCGUUCUAG
Penicillium diatomitis is the source of this 2934-nucleotide messenger RNA. Its product is annotated as putative importin beta-2 subunit. The record is from RefSeq and is a predicted model, not a curated record. Gene Ontology annotation, molecular function: nuclear import signal receptor activity. The transcript is spliced from 2 exons. The coding region runs from base 1 to 2934 and encodes 977 amino acids. Gene Ontology annotation, biological process: protein import into nucleus. Lineage: Eukaryota; Fungi; Ascomycota; Eurotiomycetes; Eurotiales; Aspergillaceae. Gene Ontology annotation, cellular component: cytoplasm; nucleus.